AUGGCAUCUGGCUUGGCAUCGCUUGCUAGCUACGAUAGCGACUCGGACGAUCAGGAUGCUGCACCUGCCCUGGUGACCGCCCCUAGCAGCCAUGUGGUCUCGACCGCUCCGGCACCUGCAGCCUCCUCUUCCAAGCUCGGGUCACUGCUUCCACCGCCAAAAGCAGGACUGACAUCAAAGCUCCCUCCGCCCUCCUCAUCCUCAAAAGGAAGCGGCCUGUCGCUACCACCGCCGACAUCUUCAUCAUCCAGCAAGCGGAAAGUCAUCAAAAUCGAUUCGCUCAACUCUUUCAAGGAAAGCGAAGAUGGUGCCGACUCGGAUGAUGCCGCGGAGGGCAGUGCAAAUAGCAAGAAGCCGAAGCUAGCGAUCGGCGCAACAAAUGGAGGAUCGAGCAAGCAUUCCCUGUUCGGUAUGCUACCAGCACCAAAGCGGAAGGACGACGAGGUUCUAGCCGAGAGAAGCAGGCAAGCAGAGGCAAGGAAAGCGGCCAAGGCCGUGGAGGGGUCAGAUACACAAAUGGUGGCAGAUGAACGGCUGAGAUUUCAUGCGGAGGCUGAGCAUGCUAGCUCACAUGAAGCUCCGAACGAGUCUGCUACCGCGUCGAACAGCAAAACGAAAGGAAAGAACAACGACGCCUUUAGAGCCAUGCUCGGUCUAAAGCCCUCGACGGCUGCUAAGCCAAACCCUUCGGCCGCCUCGACCUCUUCGACCGCUAGGGCCCAUACAGGCACAGCUCCGAGGACAUCAUCUUCCCAUUCGGCAGUUCAAUUACCAGCAUCCUCACAUUCCGCUGCCGAGACAGCUGCGAUACCGACGAGCAAGCCAGACGCUGCGGCCCCAGUCGACUUCUUCUCAAUCUCAACUGCCCCUCGUUCCAGUAAAGCUGCAUCUUCAUCACAAACCUCUUCGUUCUCAAUCUCGGCAGCACCCGUCAUCGAUCAUCCAAAGACACAGCAAAGCGAAGAAGGUGUCGAUUCCGGCCCCAACGACGAGUCGGAAUACCCGGGUUGGCAACUCGACCCGGACGGCUCAUGGGUGCCCGUCACACCCGAGGCACAAGCCCAGUUUCUCGCCUACCAACAGUCUACCACCACCCCUUCCGCCCCUCCUACAUCGAAAAGUGCAUCCAAUCUCGACGGUACACGUGAUCUUAUUGCAGCAGGUCUUACACCGGAAGACAUACAAGCCUUCGACGCAUCCUCUGCCGCACGCCAAGCCUAUCUCUCAGCGGACGGUGAUGAGGCCGACAGCGACAAAUACGCAGCCGCCGCCGAGUUUGCAGCCGGUAACAGGGAGAUACAGCAGAGGAAACCAGGUAUGCUCAAAGGUUUAAGGAAGGGUCAGCUGAGCAGUCUAGUCAGUUUGGCGGGCGAGAAUCGAGCAAAGUUGGAGAAGAGGUGGCAGAGGGGACGCGAGCAGAACGCUCGCAGGACGAAUCAGUAUGGCUUUUAA
Molecule: messenger RNA, 1452 nt
Organism: Pseudozyma hubeiensis SY62
Lineage: Eukaryota; Fungi; Basidiomycota; Ustilaginomycetes; Ustilaginales; Ustilaginaceae
Exons: 1
Coding region: 1-1452 (483 amino acids)
Source: RefSeq, a predicted model, not a curated record